AUGGCCAGCCAUUUCCCGUCCGAACAUCACGAUGAAACACUCGAAGCAGAUGCCCACAAAGAGCGGAGAAGAGUUCAAAAUCGCCUGAACCAGCGCGCCAGCCGUAAAAGAAAAGCAUUACUAUCUGUCAACAACCCCAGGUCUUCCGCUCGAAAGUGGACAGUUUACGUCGAUCAAAGUCACCGGACGGUGGAAUCACCAGCUAGCGAGGAGAACACGGUUCAUUUCUGCUACCUUGGCUUAGAUGCUCGCCAGAACAUCCUGAAGAAAUUAAAAGACCACAUCUACCAAGCAUUUGCCACGAACACACUAUCCUCCGAAUUACUCCUGCCAGUUACUCAAUGGAACAUCAUCCGUGCCAUGAGCACCAACGCUACUACGAUGGGUCUAACCAUGGCGCUCUUAGCGGAAGACAUCGCCUCCCCGUUUAAUACUCCCGGUCCGUCUACCAUUGAUAUACCACCUAGUUUACAACCAACAUACCUGCAAAAAAGUAUCAUGCAUCAUCCCUGGAUCGAUUUGUGUCCCGUCUCCUCGAUCCGGGACGCGCUUCUACGGAAUCUGCAUCUGUACUCGGAGGAUGAGCUUUGCCAUGAUCUCUUCGGUAGCUCCGGUGAUUGUAGUCAACCGACUGGAUUGCUGAUCUGGGGUGAGGCGUGGGAUCCGUUUGCGUAUGAGAUAUCUGAAAAGAUGGCGCGGAAAUGGGGGUGGUUAUGGAGUGGAUCUACUGAGGCUUUCCAGUCUACGAAUUAUUGGAGGUUGCAGCGGGGCGAGACAUUUUUGAUUACACAAUGA
Messenger RNA from Aspergillus glaucus CBS 516.65, 795 nucleotides. RefSeq lists its product as uncharacterized. The transcript is spliced from 2 exons. Bases 1 to 795 code for a protein of 264 amino acids. The record is from RefSeq and is a predicted model, not a curated record. NCBI's taxonomy places the organism in Eukaryota, Fungi, Ascomycota, Eurotiomycetes, Eurotiales, Aspergillaceae.